AGUAUGGCUUUGCAGAAAUUGAUGUUGCACAAACAUUGGCCUAUGCUAAGCAAGGCGACCUCUAAUGACGGUGUACCGACACCUGGCUAUUUGCUAACAGAAAUUGCCAAAUUGACGAGGGAGUCUCCUCAGACGUGUGCGUAUGUGGAAGACUUUCUAGUUGACAAGUUGAAGUCUUCUUCUGCUGACGUUAAGCUUAAGGCAUUGAAGAUUAUGAUUUUUACGUGUGAUAAUGGCAGUUCAAACUUUCGGUUUGACAUUCGAAGACGGAAUGAACAAAUUAGAAACUGUACCACAUUUCAUGGGCCACCAGAUGCAUUACGUGGUAAUGCUCAAUACACAUAUGUUAGAGAAGCAGCAUCAAAAUUGAUGGAGACUUUGUUUGCUGAGGUAGAAACAGUCAAACCAAAGCUAUCCAUUGGAGCUGUAUCGUCAGGGUCUAGGUUUUCAUCAGGAGAAAGGAGUUUUAGGAGUUUUAGUAGUUCACAACCUGGCAGGAUGUCAAGCUGUGAGAAUCCUUUUAAUAAAGGAGUGUCUGAAGACAAAUCAAUUGUUGGAAAAUUUCAAGAUAAACUGUCUGGUAUUGCUCAUGUUGUUCAUGAUAUAGCAAAAGGCAAUGACCAGAAGUCAAGCUUAGCAAGACAUGAAAGUUCGCUAUUAGAAUCAUCAUAUUUGUCACAACAACACACUGCAGAGACUGAGCAUGCAUUUGACCAUUCGUCACCACAAACUUGGAGUCAUAGUCAUAGCAGUUCUACUGAUACAUAUGUACCCACAAGUGCAUCUCGAGAUGAUUGGUUACAAGAAAAUAAUCUUGUAGAUGAUAUUACAGCAUCAGGUGGCAUUAGAGCUGCUCCUCCUCGAGAAAAAGUAGUUAACUUUGUGCACAGGUGCAAGACUCUGAAUAUUGAAAAGAUAUUUGAGGCUUUGCAGAGGAAGCUGCAGAAUACAGAUACAUUUCAAACACAAAUAAAAGCUCUCUUUGUUGUUGAAGCUCUCUUUCACUCUGAUAUUGCUGACAUUGAAGAGUACGUGAUGGGACUUGAAAACGAUUUACUUGUUAUUUGCAAGACUGGUCAGCCAACCGCCCAGACAAAGGCUUCUAAGAUAUUAAGAGAAUUAAAUCCUGACAUGACUGACGGGUUAUCCUCAACAACUAAACAAACAGAACAAAAAUUGUGCCCCCCACAGUCAACUACAAUAGUUGAUAUUACAGAUGGCAGUAGUUCCAACACCAAGCCAAUUCAUCAAGUCAGAAUGUCUGAAACAUCGCUGUUUACUGGAGUUACAUUGGUAAACCUGUCUGGAGAGAGUUUUUCUGCUGACAGUUCAACAGCUGUUUCUACAUCAUUAAUGUUUGGAGGAAUGACUAUGAAGACAAAUCAAGGUAGCAACUUUGGUGCAUCAGACUAUUCAGUUUCUGCUUCAGAUCAUACUGAUACCGGAAACAGUGCAUUACCAGUAGAUCUUGAUUUUCUUGACAAUUCAACAGCAAUUUCUGCUAUGUCUGCAACAGAGCAACAGACUUCCAAGGAGAUUUCACUGAUGCCAGGCCUUGAAACUGAUUCUGUGCAACAGUUUGACCCACUGGCUAGUAGUGGUUCAGUGAACGCAGUUACAGUUUCAGAGCACAGUUUCUCUUCUUCUGCUCCUUUGGCUUCUGUUACUCGACCUGGUUUUGUACAUCCUGUGUUGUCUCCAUCAUCAGUAGCUUCACAUUAUCCUCAAGUUUUUUCUGGUCGAGCACCAGUACUUGCUUAUGGACUACGGUGGUCACAUCCUGUUCCAGGCUCUGUCUCUGUGCAACCUAUGGUGGUUCCUGGUGUAGGCCAACAAGGAGCUGUGAGGCUACAACAAAAGAAAUCGAGCCCUGGAGAUUCAGGCAGUUUCCAGUUUAUGUCGUCAAGUAAGGGUGGAGCUUUUGAUUUUGUUCAAGAUGCAAUGAAAGAGUCACUUGUCAAGAAGCAGGUGGCAAAAUCAGAAACGAAUGGUUAGCAGAUGUCAUGUUUACAGCACAUGUAGAGUGAUUUGUGUUGGUCGAUCACACUUUGAUGGUUGGUAACCAAGUUUAUUCCAACUGUCGUACCUUUUUGUUUAGAUUUAAUUGUUACAUAUGGUUAUGACAUGCUAUAUUCCCAGUAAUAUGACAAUUUCGUAUUGAUCAGAUCACGUAUAAUCAACGAUAGCGAGUC
Molecule: messenger RNA, 2192 nt
Organism: Corticium candelabrum
Lineage: Eukaryota; Metazoa; Porifera; Homoscleromorpha; Homosclerophorida; Plakinidae
Product: AP-4 complex accessory subunit Tepsin-like
Exons: 17
Coding region: 4-1995 (663 amino acids)
Cellular component (GO): trans-Golgi network membrane
Source: RefSeq, a predicted model, not a curated record